AUGGAGUGCUUCUGGCUCCAGGAGAAGGCUGACAGCUUGGAGGAGAAGCACACGCUUCUCCUCCGCAGAGUCCGCCGCGCCGAGCGGGAUCGGGAUUUGGCCGUGCAGCGAAGCGCUGAGGUAGAGGUUGCAGUGAGACAGCUGCGAGAAGAAGCGGCGCCGGUCAUCGCACGCUUUAUGGAGUCGGAAGUUUUGCGGAGCCAGCUCCAGGCGUGCAGCGAGGACCUCGUACGGUUGAAGGAGGAGAUGGCGGCUUGCAAGGAGGAGCUAGCAGAAGGCUUGCCCAAGCUCGCAGAAUUGGAGGAUGACGAGGCAGAGUGUGCAGGCGCCUUGGCGCAGCUCGAGGCGCAGCACACAGAGGAGGUGAGCCUGCUGACCACCUUGCACAAGCAGGACCUGACCUGCAUUCCGGUUCUGCGGCCCGAGUGCACGGGGCGAAGUGGGCGUCGGUACUUCUCCCAGGCCUGGUGUGAGCUCUGGUGCGUUCAAACAGUGACCGCUCCGGUCAGGCGGCGAACUGCUUUUGUCAGCUUGGCCACAGAAGACUAUGGACGGGGUGCGCUGGUGAUGUCUGUGGCUGGGCAGCGACGGAUGUGGGUGCUUACAGUCGCCACAGCAACGGAGAGAUGCAACACACUGCAGGCGAGCAUGCGAACCCGACUGCCAGACGACGUGGACGUGGUAGUCUUUAGCGAUGCAGAGCUGGCAGUGGUGCCAGGCGGAGCGUGCGUUCGUGGCAGGCGAACCGCUGAUGCCAGAUACCUGGGUUUUCAGAUGCUUGUGAUGCUCUCACAGCGGCCACAUUUCCGGUUUUGCUGGCGAAAGCUCGGCCUGUGGGCUCUGGAGGAAUAUGAUGUCAUCUUCUAUCUGGACUCGGACAUGUUGGCAGUGGGUGAUGUUGCCGGGCUGUUGGACUUCAUGCCUGAAGAAGGGCAGUUGGGUGCCGUGCCUUCCUGCGAGUGUUGGCGGUCGGAAUCCUGCAACUACACCUUGGGGCCGAGAGAAGGCCUCUAUGUCAACGCAGGGCUGCUCUGUUUCCGACCGAGUAUGCUGGAGCUCGGCAAGAUGAGAGAAGCCUUGGCCAAGUGGGCAGAGCGAGAUGCCCAGCCGAAUGCCGCCCACUUCUUCCCAGAAGCAAUGCCAUUCGCUGAACAAGACUUUCUCAAUAGCUACUUCCGUGGGCGGAUACGAUCUCUGCCAUCGGCUUUUAACGUGCUCCAGCAUGCCAUGAAGAAUCCAAAGCACAUGGACGCCUUGGAGCUUGAAAACUGCAGCAUACUGCACUACGUCAUGGGCAAGCCAUGGGAGCGUGCGAGCAGAGUGGACGAGGAUGUUGCGGAUUUGCGCGCGCUCUGGUGGCAGGCGUGGCAGGACACUGCUUCGAAGGCUUGCCUUCGUCCGCGCUGGGAAAGGCAUCGUGUACACGCCGCUCUCCCCCUUUUUCUGGUGAAGGACUUCGUCAACGUGGAGGGGGAGGCGUCCUUGAUCUCCGAGAUAUACGGCGAGGAGUUGAAGGGAAGAUGGACGCAGCUUAGACGGCGACGCCUCAUGUGCCUCGGAGGUGUGCCUCAUCCAGACGGGGCCAUUUGUGAAGACCUUCCCGAAGUCAUCUUCCAACUUGCAUCAAACCUCGUCCGGGUCGGUGCCACGGAAGGAGCGCCGAAUCAGUGCUUCGUCAAUCACUACCGUCCCGGUGAGGGUAUCGAUGCUCAUUGUGACGGGCCACAAUUUAAUCCGGAGGUGGCGAUCCUCACAUUGGAAGGCCCUGCGCUGCUGCACUUCGGUCUCGUGGAGAAGAAGGCUUACCCGCAUCUUCCUCCUCGCUUCGAGGUGCUGCUGGAGCCCAGAUCUUUGCUUGUGAUGAGGGGCGAGGCGUACAACCUCUAUGUACACCGCAUUGAUCACGCGGAGGCAGACACUACAAGGGAUGGUCUUGAAGUUCAGCGUGCCCGGCGCAGAACGUCCUUGACCUUUCGACGCCUGGCGCACGUGAAGUUGGAGAGCAAGGACGUGAAGGGCGAGGCUCAGAGACUUGGCAGACAGGCUCAGUGGCGCUGGUUCGCGUCCCAGCUCAGUGAGUUCGACUAG
Symbiodinium sp. CCMP2592 is the source of this 2088-nucleotide messenger RNA. The record is from the annotation of a GenBank genome assembly. NCBI's taxonomy places the organism in Eukaryota, Dinophyceae, Suessiales, Symbiodiniaceae.